AUGGCGCAAGAACAGUUCAUCUACCAACCCAACACGUCGUCAAAGACAGGCACUUUCUACUUCGCUUUCGGCAGCAACCUGUCCCCCUUUCAGAUGUCAAUCCGGCUAAAGCACAGCACUUCAUCAAGCGUGCCUGUGGCCGUUGCUCGACUGGACGGGCACGCCUGGAUCAUCUGUGAACGUGGCUAUGCAAAUGUGGUAGCUCUGCCAGAGUCCAAUGCUGCCAGUGAUGCAAACACAGUCUGGGGAAUCGUUUACAAUAUGACCCCAGAAGACGAGGCCACACUAGACAGGUAUGAAGGUCACAACGAGUACCGAAACCCCGAACCAGAGCUCAAUCCGGACCCAGAUACGCAGCAUAUCAAGCAGCAUCUGCAAGGUGGCUGGGAUUACAACAAGCAUUACCUACCUUUGACAGUGACAAAAUGGCUCACUGAUCCCAAUGACUAUGGGGUCAGCGUCCCAGAUUGGUCCUCAGACCCGCUAUCUGGCUCCGACAACACCACCAUCCGAGCAUUGGUAUAUGUUGAUGAACAUCGCACAGCUCCUGGCGAGAUUAAUCACGAGUACAUUGGAAGGAUGAACAGAGCCAUCGCUGAAUCCGUACAACUUGGAGUGCCACAAUCCUGGGUGGACAACGUCAUGCGCACGUUCGUUCCACCGGAUAUCCAUGUCGAUGAAGAAGGAUAUGUGGGCACUGACGAGGGCUAUAUUGAAGCUGAAGCCACUGAAACAGGCAAUCAUGUUACGGAGAACACAGUCAGGCACAUGAACUAA
Molecule: messenger RNA, 777 nt
Organism: Exophiala xenobiotica
Lineage: Eukaryota; Fungi; Ascomycota; Eurotiomycetes; Chaetothyriales; Herpotrichiellaceae
Exons: 1
Coding region: 1-777 (258 amino acids)
Molecular function (GO): gamma-glutamylcyclotransferase activity
Source: RefSeq, a predicted model, not a curated record